CACCAAAGAUUGCACAAUUCAACCGCCCUCGGUUAUGUCCAGUCUGACCCAGCAGUUUCUACAGUGAUGAUGGAGGACCCAGUGUGUCGGAUUAAGAACGACAUCGCUCGUGUGUUUGGGCCCCUGGAGGAGGCUUUGAGUCAUGGAUCCUAUAUUCACCCAGGGGGUUACAAAGACUUCCAUGACAACCUACAGGAGCUAACCAAGCAAUACAGAACAGAGAGAGGCAGGGGAGUUAUGAGUGAGGAACUAUUGAGAGACUAUCUGGAUGAGAAGGCUAGAGUGGGGAACACUAUCCUCUUGGUCGACCAGACUCUCAGCAAAGAAGAACACAAAAGUGAAGUGGAGAGGGUGAAGAAGGAGGCAGCAGAAGAGGCUCGGAGAGCGGCAGAAGAGCAGAUUCAGAUUCAGCAACAGCUGAUGGAAAAGAUUGAGAAAGAACGAGAGAUCACCAAACAGGAAUAUAAACAAGUGCUGGAGGCCAGACUUAAGGAGCUGAAGGACGUAACGAAAAAAGGAAAUAGGAGAAUACAUGGAGAAAAACAAAAACGCCAAUCAGAGUACCGAUAAUCCAACUCCUCAAAAUAAUGUCUCCAAAAUGUUGGAUGGAGUUGGGACUAUUUGUUCCUUUGUUCCUGGCGUUGGCACUGCGAUUGGGGGCGGUCUAAUCGCCAGUGCCAAAGCUUUAGACUACGCUUCAGAACUCGUAAAGUAACUGUCAGAUUUUUAUCAAAUGUGACCGAUUAUUAUUAAAAAAUAUGAGGGAAAUAUUUUCCUUUAAAAAAAAAUAAAA
This is a messenger RNA of Oncorhynchus gorbuscha (pink salmon), 793 nucleotides long. Its product is annotated as guanylate-binding protein 1-like. Bases 67 to 570 code for a protein of 167 amino acids. NCBI's taxonomy places the organism in Eukaryota, Metazoa, Chordata, Actinopteri, Salmoniformes, Salmonidae. The transcript has 4 exons. Gene Ontology annotation, molecular function: GTP binding; GTPase activity. The record is from RefSeq and is a predicted model, not a curated record.